GGUGCUUCGUGUACCCACGAAAGGGGGCGGGCGGUGGGGGCUGCUGGUGGUGGUGCUGUAUAGCUUCUCCCCCCUACCACCACCCCAUUUUUUGUGAGGAGGGGCAGCCUUUUGGGGGGGAGGGGGUAAAAUAGUCCAAUAUAGGGAAGGAGAUAAUUUGUGGGCGCCCCUUUUGGGUUGGGGUGCUGGUGAGGAGAAUAAAUAUUAGCUCCUUUGGGUGGCAUGGAAUGGAAAAGAAGCUAAACUGAGGGGGAUCUUCUGUAUCCUCCAUGCUGCUCAUUUCUAGUGAAGAUGAAGCGCUUGGUGUGGAAUACAGGUCCAUUCGGAUUACGGGGAAUACAGAGAUGGUCCUCGGGUUCUUCUGCCAGCCGCCUGGUUCAGGAGGAGAUGGCACAAGAUUCUGGUUCUGUCCCCAAACAACAACGCAUCAAUCCACUUGGCAUCCAGAUGCUUUCGAAGCAUCUUCAUGAGCAGAUUUUCCGGGGUGCCCAGAUUGAAUAUUCAGAGGAAGACAUCCAGAAGAGUGUGGCGCACUUGCAGAAGCAUGACUUGUGGGGCAAAGAGACAACUACUCUUCCUGAUGUGGAAUUGCAGCUGCCCCAGUUGUAUGGGGCCAACAUCGAUGAGCAUUUCCGUAUCUUAGCACAGAAGCAGAGCCUCCCAUAUCUGGAGGCUGCUAAGGAACUUCUCCAAUUUGGGAUCCCACCAGUGCCCCUGGAGUGGGCUUGGAAAUCUGGGUGGACACGAUAUGGACCCAGUGGGGAGAAGACAGCUGUUGAUUUCCCUGAUGAGCGGGCCUUGGUGUUUGAUGUGGAAGUGUGCAUGAAUGCAGGCCAAUGCCCUACGCUUGCAGUAGCCGUUUCCUCAAAUGCCUGGAAGGAUUUUUUCUUACGUACACCAUUGCUCUGCUGCCUUACUACCUUGCAGAUUGCAUCCUGGGACUGGGUGAACAUUAGUAGCAUCAACAAUCUAGUAGAUGUGCAUGCCUUAUAUGUUGGAGGCCAGCCACUGGAGAAAGAAGCCCGGGAGCUCUUUGUCAAAGGGAGCAUGAAUGACAUCAGGAAUAACUUCCAGGACCUGAUGAGAUACUGUGCCCUUGAUGUUCAGGCUACUUAUGAAGUAUUCCAGGAGCAGCUUCCUCUCUUCUUGGAAAGGUGUCCCCAUCCCGUCACGUUUGCAGGAAUGCUGGAAAUGGGAGUCUCCUACCUUCCUGUCAAUCAGAACUGGGAGAGGUACCUGGAUGAAGCUCAGGUCACUUAUGAGGAGCUGCAAAAGGAGAUGAAGAAAUCCUUGAUGAACCUAGCUGACAAUGCCUGCCAGCUGCUUCAUGAGGAAAGGUACAAAUGUGAUCCCUGGCUGUGGGAUCUAGAGUGGGAUCUCCAGGAAUUUAAGCAAAAGAAGAAGAAAAUUGGGAAGAAGAAGAAUGAAGAUGGUAAUGAUGAACUGCCCAGAGCCGUGGAAAAAGCCUCCAUGCUGGAGUGGCAGGAAGAUCCAGGACCCCCAACUGAAGAGGAAGAACAGCAGCUCCCUGAGAGCCGAUUGUGCUUGGACCGUCUGAAGGAGACUGUAGCUUUGCAGCCAAAGAGAAUUCAGCACCUGCCUGGCCAUCCAGGGUGGUAUCGUAAGCUGUGCCAGAGACUGGAUGAUCCCAGCUGGGUGCCUGGACCCAGCCUUAUCAGCCUUCAGAUGAGAGUGACCCCAAAGCUCAUGAGGCUCACCUGGGAUGGCUUUCCAUUGCACUACUCUGAGAAAUACGGCUGGGGUUACCUGGUGCCAGGGAGGAGUGACAACCUGCCAGAGGGGACUUCAGAUGCUGACUUGCCUACAUGCCCCUUCAGGGUUAUUGAGCAUCUGUACCGGGAACACUGCAAGGAGAAAGGCAAAGAGCAACCUAUCUCACUGGACACCACGUUGGAAGAAGAGCUCAUGUUAACAGAAAAUAGCACUUUCUGGCAUAAGGUUGAAGAGCUCAGCCGUGCGGAGAUGGAGAUGGAUUCAGAUCCUGUAACCAAGCAAUUUAGCGAGGAUGAGCUGGACCAUUCAAAGAGUGAUUAUCACCAUGGCAAUGGUCCUUACAAUGAGGUCAAUAUCCCUGGGUGCUGGUUUUUCAGGCUACCUCACAAGGAUGGGAAUGACAACAACGUUGGAAGCCCAUUUGCUAAGGAUUUCUUGCCCAAAAUGGAGGAUGGCACCCUGAAAGCUGGCAUAGGGGCCACAGAAGGGACACAAGCUCUUGAAAUCAACAAGAAGAUCUCCUUUUGGAGAAAUGCUCACAAAAGAAUCAGUUCCCAGAUGGUGGUGUGGUUGAAGAAAGGGGAGCUGCCUCGAUCUGUGACCAGGCACCCAGACUAUGACGAGGAGAAUAGCUAUGGAGCCAUCCUGCCACAGGUGGUAACUGCUGGGACAAUAACUCGUCGAGCUGUGGAGCCCACCUGGUUGACAGCCAGUAAUGCCAGAACUGACCGGGUGGGCAGUGAGUUGAAAGCUAUGGUCCAGGCCCCUUCUGGCUACCAUCUGGUUGGAGCUGAUGUGGAUUCCCAGGAACUUUGGAUAGCAGCUGUCUUGGGAGAAGCUCAUUUUGCUGGCAUGCAUGGCAGCACGGCUUUUGGCUGGAUGACCCUUCAGGGGAAGAAGAGCAAUGCCACAGACUUGCACAGCAAGACGGCCUCCACAGUGGGGAUCAGCCGAGAACAUGCCAAAGUGUUCAACUAUGGGCGCAUCUAUGGGGCAGGGCAGCCCUUUGCAGAGCGCCUCCUCAUGCAGUUCAACCAUCGCCUGACACAGCAACAGGCCAGUGAAAAGGCUCGCCAGUUGUAUGUUGCUACGAAAGGAAUUCGGCGCUGCUAUCUGUCCGAGGAAGGGGAAUGGCUGGUGAAGGAGCUUGGCAUCCCUGUAGAAAGGGAAGAGGAUGGUUCUGUGUCCCUGGAAGAUGUUCGGAAGAUAAAGAGAGAAGCAGGAAAAUGGUCUCGAAGGAAAAAGUGGGAUGUGGUGAACCGACGAGUGUGGGCUAGUGGGACAGAAUCUGAAAUGUUCAAUAAACUGGAAAGCAUUGCCAUGUCAGAAUCUCCUCGCACCCCUGUGCUGGGCUGCCACAUCAGCAGAGCAUUGGAGCCAGCUGCUGUCAAGGGCGAGUUUAUAACCAGCAGAAUAAACUGGGUGGUCCAGAGCUCGGCUGUAGAUUACCUGCACCUGAUGCUUGUGUCAAUGAGAUGGCUCCUUGAGGAGUUCAACAUUGAUGGGCGGUUCUGUAUCAGCAUCCAUGACGAAGUGCGAUACCUGGUGCAAAGUGAGGAUCGCUACCGGGCAGCUCUCGCCCUGCAGAUCACGAACCUCCUUACACGGUGCAUGUUUUCCUAUAAACUGGGUAUUCAAGAUCUGCCUCAGUCAGUGGCCUUCUUCAGUGCUGUGGACAUUGAUCGGUGCUUAAGGAAAGAGGUGACGAUGGAUUGUGUCACUCCAUCUAACCCAACAGGGAUGGAAAGAAGAUACAAUAUUCCCCAGGGUGAUGCUCUUGAUAUAUAUCAACUUCUCAAAAUAACCAAAGGGUCAUUGCAGAAACAAAAAUAGGGUGCAAGACUUCAACUGAUGGGAAACCUACCAGCUCAGUGAAUCCUCCCAGAAGCAGCUUAAGCAAGGAGACCUGCCCACUCCCUGUGAUUUGCGCUUUUUUUCACUGAGAAGAGGGAGAAGACUUCAGGGCUAUCAUUAAAACAGGCUACAGCUGCAAAGGUGAAUCACUGACAGAACAUCCAGAAGGACAGAUUGCACUUUAACUGGGCUGUGCCAGGAUGGUUAUUCAGUAGCCUGUUGUGGUACAAGCAUUCAGAGAAUUGCAUGUCAUUCGUAUGGCAAGCAGAAACCCAAUUAAAGCCCAUCUUAAAAAUGA
Podarcis muralis (Common wall lizard) is the source of this 3886-nucleotide messenger RNA. The record is from RefSeq and is a predicted model, not a curated record. NCBI's taxonomy places the organism in Eukaryota, Metazoa, Chordata, Lepidosauria, Squamata, Lacertidae.